Messenger RNA from Staurois parvus, 411 nucleotides. Lineage: Eukaryota; Metazoa; Chordata; Amphibia; Anura; Ranidae. The record is from the annotation of a GenBank genome assembly.
AUGAUUGACAGGAAGCUGGAGCAGAAGAUUAACAUCAAAUUUUGUGUGAAAAUUGGCAAAAGCGUGAGUAAAACUUUAGUUCUGUUACAACAGGCUUAUGAUGAACAUUUCAUGAAUAAAUCAAAUGUUUUUGAAUGGCAUAGGCAGUUUAAGGAGGUGUGGGAAAAUGUCCACAACGAUGCAAGAAAUGGGCAGCCAGAAAUGCAAAGGACGAAUGUACAUGUGGACAGACUUCGAGCCCUCAUUUGCUCAGGUCAAAGAUUGAGUGUGCGAAUGAUGACAGAAGAAUUGAACAUGAACAGGGAAACAAGACAAAUCCUAAUGGAGGAUUUGGGAUUGAGAAAAUUUUCUGCAAAGAUGGUGCCUAGAAUCUUGAGAGAAGAAAGAAUGUUGUCUUCAAAUUUUAUCUGA